Solea senegalensis (Senegalese sole) is the source of this 2217-nucleotide messenger RNA. It is a transcript of the gene drd3, whose product is annotated as dopamine receptor D3. The transcript is spliced from 8 exons. Gene Ontology annotation, cellular component: membrane. Lineage: Eukaryota; Metazoa; Chordata; Actinopteri; Pleuronectiformes; Soleidae. Gene Ontology annotation, biological process: adenylate cyclase-activating adrenergic receptor signaling pathway. The record is from RefSeq and is a predicted model, not a curated record. Gene Ontology annotation, molecular function: dopamine neurotransmitter receptor activity, coupled via Gi/Go; G protein-coupled receptor activity. The coding region runs from base 633 to 2015 and encodes 460 amino acids.
ACAUUUUUUUUUUUCAUGCAGUGGACCAGACUGACCUAAUUCAUGCUCUGUAUGUUUCACCAGUGCUGUUUUAUGGGGUGAACAUUGGGCUAUUUUUAUUCCACUUUCACUCCCAGCAAAUCACGACCCCAGUCUGGUCCAGGGUCAAAGCGAGGACUGCAGCCACGGGGCACUGACGCAAGGACACACAUGACUCAAAUGAGUUCUAUCAUGAAAUGAAAAAGUUGUUUUUUUCUAGUUUUCUAGAUUGUCCACCUUCACUCGCUGCGGCUGCAUCACUUAGCGCGCAAAGGAGGACACCACUUGUCGUGUCCACCACCGCGUAUACGCGCGCCACCAUAGUGCUCCACGCACGUGUUACCGGCUGCCACGGAGCCACGGGACUGUUUUGCGAGAGUCGCUGCUUAGAGGAGCGCACGGGCGGACCAUCCAUCUGCGAGCGUCACAUCGUCCACAUUCGCCUGUGCGCAAUGGCACCGAGCGCUCCUCCCGCUCUCCUCGCAGUGCUGGACGCGGUGACCGGACAACUUUUCACACUGCGCGGGUGAUGCUUUUCCUCCGCGGCGUCUGAUGAAUCCCUCACUGGGAAACAGUAACAGGUCUGCUAAGCAUAUCACCUCCGGGGCGUCUCCAUGGCGAUGUUUAGUGGCUCAGAGCGGCUCUGGAACGAGUCAUACCACCUCGGAUGGGACGAGAGGAACGAGAGCGCAGAUGCGUCGGAGCAAGACAACGGGGAACACAACUACUACGCCAUGCUGUACUCCCUGCUCAUCCUGGCCAUCGUGUUUGGGAACGUGCUGGUGUGUCUGGCCGUGCUGCGAGAACGCUCCCUUCAGACCACCACCAACUACCUGGUGGUCAGCCUUGCAGUAGCUGACCUGCUGGUGGCUCUGCUGGUCAUGCCGUGGGCCGUGUACCUGGAGGUGGUCGGCGGAGCCUGGCUUUUCAAUCGAAUUUACUGUAACAUCUUUGUCACGCUGGAUGUGAUGAUGUGCACCGCCAGCAUCCUCAACCUGUGUGCCAUCAGCAUUGACAGGUACACAGCUGUGGUGAUGCCCGUCCUGUACAACACCACCCAUCGCUCCAGGAAGAGAGUAUUUGUGAUGAUUGCGACCGUGUGGGUCCUGGCUUUCGCUGUCUCCUGCCCUCUGCUGUUUGGCUUCAACACCACAGAUGACCCCAUGGUGUGCUCCAUCUCCAACCCCGACUUUGUGAUCUACUCGUCAGUGGUGUCCUUCUACCUGCCUUUUAUUGUCACGCUGCUCGUCUACAUCCGCAUUUACGUCUUCCUCAGGAGAAGGCGGAAGAGGAUUACCUUUGGCCAGGCCAGUGGAAAGAUCCAGCCCGGCUCUACCCCGCCGUCUGUGGAGACCUGUCUACAAGACGAGACGGCAAAGGCGAAGCAAGACCUGUCACCUAUAAGGAUCAAAGUGCAGAGCGUGGAAACCUCCAGUCCCUCCAAGCCGAACCUGCUCUCGCGGUGCCUGUGGCGCAAACAUCCGAAGACGGGACCGGUGGAGAACUCGGCGCUGCCCCCGGUGGACACGCAGAACUACUGCAGCAUCAGCCACGCCUCCUGUGGACGCACAGAGCUGGAUCUGGAGCAGGAGCGCGGGGAGGACGAGGAGGACGAGGAGGGGGAGGACAGCCCAAACGAACAGCCUCCCGUCAUGAUUAGGUGCGAGGUGAAGGAUCUGUCGAACGGGCGAACGCACACGUCGCUGCAGCAGAGGCCGCACUCUCACACCAACAGUCAGCGCUUCAGGAGCAUGCAUGCGCGGGAGAAGAAAGCCACUCAGAUGCUGGCCAUUGUGCUUGGGGUGUUUCUCAUCUGCUGGCUGCCUUUCUUUGUGACACACAUUCUGAACACCCACUGCAGGACGUGCUACGUGCCCCCCGCACUUUACGGCGCGUUCACUUGGCUGGGCUAUGUCAACAGCGCCCUCAACCCCAUUAUCUACACCACCUUUAACAUCGAGUUCAGACGGGCCUUCAUCAAGAUCCUGAGCUGCUGAGCAAAGGAGGCGCAUCAGGAAAUUAAAGUGAAAAUGAGGCGGAGGACGUGGCCGCGGGUGCGGUAUGGGGGGGAGGGGGGCGGGGGGUUGCGUUUACUACUAAACACUGACCACAGACUGCUCGUGGUCAGGGAACGGAAAAAACACAGCGUCCAGCUCUUAAAGAGCAAUAAAAAGAGGAUUUCUUAAGUUUUAACAACAG